Molecule: messenger RNA, 6355 nt
Organism: Salmo salar (Atlantic salmon)
Lineage: Eukaryota; Metazoa; Chordata; Actinopteri; Salmoniformes; Salmonidae
Product: actin remodeling regulator NHS
Biological process (GO): lens development in camera-type eye; cell differentiation
Source: RefSeq, a predicted model, not a curated record
ACGGACGGAUAGGCAGCUGAUGAGCGGAGGAGCAGCGGGAGGCGAGAACAGUCUGUAGAGAGUGAAAUGAUGCCUGAAGAACCGCUCAAUCGGGGACAGUUGGAUUAAUGGGGGCAUCUAUUGUUUUGAAAAUUAUUUAUUGGUUCAGAUUUUUUAGUGGAUUUCUAAUCGGGUCCAUGUCAAAAUGCCAUUUGCCAAACGGAUCGUGGAACCCCAGUUACUGUGCAGGCAUUCAGUCCCGAAAGAAGAGAGUUUGGUUUUCGAUGAUCUGUGUACGGUUAACAAUGUGGCUCUGUCCGGGACCCUACGACAGCUCUCCGACCUGGCCCGGCACGCCUGCUCUCUCUUCCAGGAGUUGGAGAGCGAUAUCGUGUUUACUAACCAACGGGUCCGGGGACUGCAGAGUAAAGUCGGUCAACUUCAGCAGUCUAUCUCUGGGUUAGACGCCAAGCAGGAGGCAGUACCGGUAUCAGACCUGGAUGUAGAGUGUAAGUUAUCAGACCACUACGUGUCUCCAUGGCUCCUCCAGAGGAAUGUGUUCCUGCCAUCCACCAGACCACCAUGUGUCCAGGAACUGCACCACACCGCUCAGCAGAGCCUCCAGGCCAGCCACAGAGAUUACCAGCUCAGACAGCAAGCGAGCAGCAGAAGACGCAGGGUGACCAUUGCUGUCUCUGUGGCACCCCCUAUGCCCACGUACCCCUCACCACACUCUGCCAGGAGGAGACAGCAGAGGGGCCGGAGCCUGACUGCGCGGCAGGGGAAACCAUUCAAUAAUCAGCAGCUAGAACAGACCAAGUUUGACAGACCUGCCCCCCGCUCCUCCUCCCUCACCGAAUGUUGCCACUUCUCUCCCUGGAGCAGAAAGGCUGCUCCAUCUGACCGUCUCGGCCAACGACCUCGGCACCCUGUCCCUAACGUUCCCUCCACGCUGGACAAGCAGACUAACUGGUCCAGAGUUCUCCCACUGCCCACACCUCAGGAGAGGAUGAAGAGUGACUCACAAGUCAUCCCAUCCUGCGUCAUCCCAAUUAACAUCACUGGGGUUCAGUUCCACAGAGACGCUAGUGUGCACUGCUCGCUGAUCCACUCUCAGUCCGUACUUCAGAGGAGGAGGAAGCUGAGGAGACGGAAGACUGUCAUCGGGAUUCCUAGAAGUGUUCCGCAGGACCUAGAUUCUGAUGAGUCUCCGGGUGCCAGAGAGCGGACAGUGGUUGUCCGAUGCAACGCUGCGCUCUGUAGCGAGGACCUGUGCAGUCGUCUGAACGCCAAGAAGGACUCUGGCUGCCAGACUGAAGACUUCCUGGUCUGCGCGCCGUCCCACUGGAGGGUCCAGUACCAGCGUGGUCAGCAGGGGGUCAGCUCCACCCCUGUCCCGCUGUCCCUCUCCACCGGGAACAUCUCCUCUCUACUGAACACUUCGGAGCGCAACAACGCCAUGUUCUCCUCUUCGCUGGGGGUACGCCUGCAUUCAUGCAGCCAGCCAAGGGAGGGGAGGAGACUGAUUGAGGUUCACCACCACAGUGAGGAGGAGGAAGAGGAGCUGUCUCCCUCUGAGACUGAUGACUUCCUGUCUGGGUUGGGGGAGCCAAAGGAGAAGGGGGAGGAAAGUGCAGAUGACCAGUCCCAGCCGGACCACCCUCUGGCCAGCCUGAAGUACCAGCAGCGCACUGGCAGCCCCUGGCUUGAGAGGAGCCAAUCCCGCCUCCCCCGGAAGGUUGACAUGGGGAGCUGUGAGAUGUCCUCCAGCUCAGAUACUUUCUCCAGUCCGCUCCACUCCACAUCCACCAGGCGGGUUGUUGGGUGUCAGAUGGACCAUAAAGAUGACCACCAAUCUUCUAGUGGGAACUGGAGCGGCAGCAGCUCAACGUGCCCUUCCCACACCUCUGAAACCCUCCCCCCGGCUGCCUCCCCCCAGCUCACUGGCUCCUCACACUGUGACUCGGAGCUGUCGCUGAACACCGGCCCCCACGCUACAGAUGACCCUGCCCCCAUCCUCAUCCUGGACCCAUACCAGACCGACCGGCAGCUGGACGAUUUAGGGGUCAGCACGGCUAGUGAUGGGGAGUGGAGUUACACCCACCCUGAUUCCAGGCUCCAUGACUUCAGCCCUGAGCGCUCCAGAGAGGGGGAGGGGAGUCUGGGGUACCCCAGCUUUACCAGCAUGGCUACCUGUGAGAGCUUCACUACAGACAAGCCUCCUUCUGAGAAGGCUGACACUGUAUCAUACUACUCCAUAGACAAUGAAGGAUACUACACCUCCAUGCACUUUGACUGUGGUCUGAAAGAGAGCAAGAGCUUCAUGUAUAACUACUCUGACUGUGGACAGGAGCACAUGACUCUGGGGAGACGCUGUCUGACAUUGAGGAAACCUAAGGCCAAGCCCUCUGCCCCCAGACGCAGCUCCUCACUAAGGAAGAUCAGCGGGGGGGGGAAUUCUCCUGACGACACCGAACCAAAGAACCGCAGCGGGCAGCAAAGAAAGUCGUGUUCCAGAGAGAGGAGGUUACAGCUGGACCUAGAGGGCUCCCUGGGCCACCCUAACCUCCCUGACCCCGACCCUGCUCUGGGCCACCUGGGAGGGGAGGGGGGCCUGGGGCAAGACCCUCUGGAGCCCCUAGCGGCCCUCGAGACCUGGCGGAUGGAGAACACCGAGGAGAUGCCGGGCUCCGGCCUGUUUGGUUCCUCUGACAGAGGCUCCUAUAAAGAUGAGGGAGCUGUCCAGUCAGACUAUGCAGAUCUCUGGCUUGUGAAUGACUUGAAGUCGAACACUGACCCCUAUCGCUCUCUGUCUAACUCCUCCACUGCUACCGGUACUACUGUUAUAGAAUGCAUAAAGUCUCAGGAGAGUUCAGAGUCCCAGACCUCCCAGUCAGGCUCCACCCCCUCACUGCCAUCAGUAGAAGACUUCAAGAUGUCCUCCCUGCCCUCAGUAGAAGGGGACUUCAAGAUGUCCUCUCCAGAGAGGCUGGUCGGCUUAGUGUCACCAUCUAGUGGCUACUCCAGUCAAUCCGAGACCCCCACCUCUUCCUUUCCCUGCGCCUUCUUCCCCAGUCCCCUGUCACCCACCAAUCAGAAGAGGAAGCCCAAGAUUCCAGAGAGGAAAUCAUCUCUGUCCGUCAACUCCACCAGAGAUGUGGAGCUGCCAGUCAUCCCCCCCAGCCACCAGGACCUCCACGCCCUUCACAGCCCUAACCCUACCAGCCCUCCUCCAGUCUCUACCAAGCCCCCAGGCCACAGGAACCAGCUCUACCUCCUGCAGCAAAGCAAGCAGACGGCAGCAGCAUCGGCCAGCGCUGAGGCCAGAGCGGCAACCGAGACCUCCAGCAGUCUUCCCAUGACCAUCACCCCCACCGUGCUGCACUCAGUCCAGCUGAGAUCUGUGGGGAAGCAAGGAGAGGGGAGCCCUGACCGGCCCGGCCCAGAUGUUGCCACCAGACCCAAGUGUCCCACUGUGAACAUCAGCCUCCCUUCCAGCAGCAGGUCCCCUGAGUCUACAACCAUGAAGCCUCCAGCCUACAACUCCCAGGUUCCCCCCUCUCAACAGUACUGUGAGUCACUGUUGGCCCCCAGUGAAGGCCCUGUCGGUAGGGACCAGGCAGGUCACAGUAGCGUGAGGUACAGGCAGGACAGACACCCUGCUGAAGCCCAGUGGAGUACCACCACCUUCAGACAGCCUGUAGACCAAACACUGGCAGAUCAGGAGAGACUACCGGACCAGGAGAGACUACCGGACCAGGAGAGACUACCGGACCAGGAGAGACUACCAGAAGAGGACCAUACCAUCAGAGACCAACACCAGCCUCUCCUGGACCAACACCAGCCGCUUACAGACCAGCAGUCCCUGCUAGACCAGGAGGUCUGCCAGACGGGGACUGAGGCCACAAGGGUGACCCCAGGUCAGGAGGUAGAGGAACAGAAAGCUCUAUUCUCUGGGAGUAGCAGCAGUCUGGAGGCAGAACAGUCCCGACCGCUACCACCUGAGCCAUCUGAACUACAGAGGCCUGAAGACCUUUCAAUGUUUCCUGGUCAUUACAGCUUAGCCACAACAUCAGAGAGUCUAGACAAAGUGCCUGUUAAAAGUGAUCAGUCUGAAACAUUGCAAGCUUAUCCAAUCAGCGAUGUGGCUGGCAGAGAAGAGGAGUAUUCCAGACCCAGUGACAACUCUGUGUUUCCUCUGAGUGAGGAGACCAAGGCUGAGGGUGACGUCUUCCUGUCGCCCACCAAGGCUGAGGGUGACGUCUUCCUGUCGCCCACCAAGGCUUGCACUACAGAGGAGCUGUUUGCCAUGAUACACAGAUCCAGGAGGAAAGUUCUAGGUAGGAAGGACUCUGGAGAGUUAAGUGCCCGGAGCCGUCUGUGUGCUGCAUCUGGGAGCACCUCACCUUGUACCCCAGUCACCCCACCUGGCAACACUGUGACUUCUCCGGUGAACCCCAGCACCCCAACCACCCCCACUGGCCCCCAGAAGGCCCCGGGACCCAUCUACCGCAGCCUGAAGAAGUCCAGCACCUCCCACGAGGAGUUUAAACUUUUACUCCUGAAGAAAGGCAGCCGGUCAGAUUCCAGCUAUCGCAUGUCAGCCACAGAGAUCUUGAAGAGCCCCAUCGGCCCCAAUGCCCCUGGAGACCCCCUUGCUGAGAAGCCCCUCUCGCACCCGCCAGGCACGGAGAAGCUCCCCAGCCCCUUCACAGAGGGCUUCUCUCCUAAAGGCCUGUCCACUGCAGCCUGUCCCAGACAGAACCGAUCCCGCAUCCCUCCUCCACCCACCAGCAGCCGCUACAGCGUCCGCAGCAGGCAGUACCCAGCCCCCAUGCAGGCCAUCUCAGAGGGCGAGACGGAGAACUCAGACAGGAGCCACUCCUAACAUACAGCACCUUCCACCUUUCAGAAAUGUAAAACAGAGGAACAUCUUAAGGUUUUAGAAUAGAUAGUAGAGAACAACCAGACUGACUUAGAACAUUUUAACUGUGUCUAACUAUUUAUAAUACAGUAUGUAUUUCUGUUUUUAGCUUUUGGUAUUGAAGGAAAACAGAGAGACUUAAGAACAGAAAUGAGAGAGAGAGAGAAACUUCUGUAGCCAUGUUCUAUUGAAAAAAGAAAUGCUUUUUAAACUGUUAGGAAAGUUAACAGGAAUAUGUACUGUGCUAUGUGAAGGCUGUUUUUAUAUCAAGGCAACCUUGUGUUGUAGCGCUACAGGAAAGACAUGGGUAUCUUCCAUUGUAACCCUUAACCGUAGCCCUUAACCUUAACCCUUUUAUGAUAUUGCUGGAAAAUGCCACAUGUAUAGAAUAUAUCGAUAUAAUGAGAUUUACAGUAUAAUAUAUUCACUUUUCACUAAUGGUGUAAAAGUUGUGAAAUACCUUAGAGUAACACAGUAUGAGUCAUAAUACCCAUAAAGCCUGGCUGUCAAACAGGUAAAUGGUUCCAUUCAUUUUUCCCAUAGAAACAUGUAAAAUAAGGGCUGUGUUUCGUGGCCUUAUUUCUAUUACAGCAUGUUGGAUGACUGUCAUUCAUAUUCACCCAGUUCAAUGUAACAGUGAUGGGUUUAGGUUACUGUCCUUCACCCAGUUCAAUGUAACAGUGAUGGGUUUAGGAUACUGUCCUUCACCCAGUUCAAUGUAACAGUGAUGGGUUUAGGAUACUGUCCUUCACCCAGUUCAAUGUAACAGUGAUAGGUUUAGGCUACUACAUGAUACUCUAAUGUUCCCUAUUCCCAUUAUGAGGUUGCUACAACCUAGCCUAUGAAUUAAAGUUUUCAACGUAGGUGCACACAGGCCGAGAGAGACAUUUGAGAUGACAGUGACACAUGGACAGACAGUGACAUUCAACACCGCCUUGCACACUCCUGCCUGCAUCUAGCUGAUGUAGGGUGUCAUCAUUAGCCCAACAAUUGCAAACAAGAGUUUCUAUUGGACACAUUAAUGUAUUUUAUCCCCGUUUUGUUUGCUUCCGUUUCUAAGAAACGUUUUUCAACAGAAUCGGCAGAAUGAAUACACCCCUGAUCACGCAUAAACACAGUUCACUUUCAUAGCAGCCACGUUGUAUUCCUUCUCGACCUCUAUGCACUCUCCUCCUCUCACCUUUUCCCUUCGCUUGUGGACUUCAAAUGAACAACACAUCAGCUGUGUGACCAAGUGAAAAAACCUUUCCAAGCCAAACCAUAUCAUAACCGCUACACACAGCCUGCAUCGUUGUCCCCAUAUUAGCUAAAGUAACGUCCUAGUCAACAUAGCAAAUAGAACUAAUGUGUUAGUAAACCCACUACAAUCAUGCAGUAACGGUACAGUGUUUAGUCAGUAAGCAGUUAGACCUGCGUCCCCGGUGGUAAUAAAUUAAUAAUACCAAAAGCUUA